AUGAAUGAAGAAAUCGUGAGGAUCAAAGAAUCUCAUGGAGCGAGGGACCACGAUGGUUUAGGGUACAAUGACUUAUGUGUUAACCCUGGAGUAGAUCUACUAGAAGGGUACAAGGUCCCCAAGUUUGAAGUGUUUGACGGUGCCGGAAGUCCAAUGGCCCAUCUAAGGAGGUACUACGAGCAACUGGUGGGGAUCAGAAAAAACGAGGCGUUACUGAUGUGCCUAUUCAGCAAAAGUUUAAGCGGUGAAGACUUAGAGUGGUUUAUGUCUCAGCAGCCGAAAAGAUGGACUGGUUGGAAAGCAUUGGCCAAGGGUAUCCUUGACAGGUUCUCAUUCAACAUUGAAAUAGUCCCGAACCGGUAUUCACUAGAUCGAAUCAAACAAAAGAGUGAUGAGAUUUUCCAAGACUAUGCUUUUCAUUGGAGGAAGGAAGCUGCCAAAGUACAACCCCCCAUAUCCGAGGAAGACAUGGUAUCUUCAUUCUCUCGCACUCAAGAAGGAGAAUAUUAUACCAGAAUGGUGUCCGCUGUCAGGGCGACUUUUGCGGAUUUGGUAAAAAUAGGAGAAUCAUUGGAAGAAGGUAUUCGGACGGGAAAAAUUGCUGAAACUCUGACAUUAUCCGGGACUGCCAUGUUGUUGAAGAAGAAAAAUAAAGAUGUAGGCACAAUUUCUGCUGGUUCUGUUGCAAAAACAAUAAAGAAGUUCAACUCUAGGAAUGUUUUCUCUUCUCUAUCGUCACCAAACCUUCAGCAUGUGUUCUACGCCCACCCCCAAUACCAAACUUCACUUUCAAAUGUCCAACAUCAGUAUCAAACUCCACUCCCAAACAUUGAAUCUCAGUAA
Messenger RNA from Capsicum annuum, 843 nucleotides. RefSeq lists its product as uncharacterized. Lineage: Eukaryota; Viridiplantae; Streptophyta; Magnoliopsida; Solanales; Solanaceae. The transcript has a single exon. The record is from RefSeq and is a predicted model, not a curated record. The coding region runs from base 1 to 843 and encodes 280 amino acids.